AUGAGCUCCCUGCUCAACCCCAUCCACAGCGCGAAGCAGAAAUGCCGCCCCAAACACCAAGUCCUUGUCCUGAAAUGCUACCCCAAAUACCAGAAAAAUGUUCAGGAGGUCAAGCCCAUGUCCUCCGAGCUCAGCUACCUGCUCUAUUAUGCAUCGACUCGCCGCAAUAAACUGCAGAAGGUCGGCGCAUUCCUCGAGAAGAAGAACGCCGGUGAUGUCUGGAAGGGACGGCUCGGAAAUGUCCAGGUCACCCUCCAGAUCCUCGCUGCCAUCAUCGAGAAAGCGCCCCGCGAUCUGUCCCUUUAUUCCAAAUCCGUUCUCACCAUCCUCGAUUCUGUCCUACGUUCGAAAGAUGUAAACAUGGUCGAAGACUCGAUUCCUACGUUUGAAGCCUAUUGUAAAUAUGUCGACGUCGCCUCCCUCACGGCUGAUCAGCAGCGGGCUCAGCAAUAUAUCUCCCUCGUCCAGCACUACGCUGGCUUUGCCUUGAAAACAAAACCCUCGGAUAAGAAACACGGUGACCCCAUUCCGCUUUCUCUUAGAUGGCGGGAAAUUGGUCUCCGGGCCAUCCGAGCACUCGUGGCCUCCGACGCUCUGGCUGUGGAUUCCAGUCGACAACUGAAUCUAGUCAUGCCUGUCAUUCUGGAGAACAUGUCGCUGGAAGAAGAGAAUAUCCUGGCAACAUUGCAGCAGCGGGCAAAGACAAGCGAGAGGAUGGACGACGAAUCCGCCAGGAGGAGGCGCAUGAGUAUUGCCACAGUCACAACCGUGGACACCUUUGACGGCGAUCCUGCUGCCGCGGUAGAGACCACUGCUGGGGCGGACAAAGUCGCAGAAGAGGAGGUUAGAGCUUUGGCAUUGAGAUGCCUAAAACAAAUCUUUUCUGUCGGCAUCGGAAGUACAAGGGGCCAAACUAGGUUGGCAACAGCUUUGACCCUGAAAUACAUUGCUUCCAAAAAUCCGCCCAAAGUUACCCCAGAAACAUCGAGAGCCGGCAACUGGGCGACUUCCCUGUUUGAAGCGAUUGCGCGAUGGACCCCAGUACAAGAUCGUUUCAUUAUCGUUGUCACCGCCAUGGAAACACUGGUUAGAAGCCCCAUGGUGGAAGGAGUCCUGGAAAAACAACUAGUCCUCACAACCAUGAUCGAUUGGCUUCUCAGUUCGCCUGUGAAUCUCAUCGGACUGAGCGUCAUGGAUGUUUUACUUGGGUUCAUCCAACACAUGCUCGUUCUCCUCCAGCUUGGUGGACCAAAUGCUCGCAUUACACAGUCACAUCGAGAGGACACUCUCGGGUUCUAUCGAGAAGCCAAGGAGGCAUUCGAUCCAAGUUCAGUCUUGACCGAGACCAAGAUGUCCCGAACGCCCUCCAAAGAGUUGACAGCAUCGCCCGUCCGGCAAGAACUGCUUGAGAGGCUGCAGAAGUGCAUCGCCUCUCUAUCCAACCACAUCUACUACACAGACCAGAUCAGCGACAUGUUGACAGCCAUUCUAGCGCGGCUGAAACCAUCACCACAGUCUGAAGUCCCGACAUCGGCAGCUGCGAUCAAUGACCCAGCAGCCGCAACAAAAGCAAUUGCGGAGUCUGCGAACAUACAAGAAGAUGCCAACACCUCUACGUUCUUCUCGUUCGCGACUGCGCGGGUCGCAGCUUGCCGAGUCAUCAGAGAAAUCUUGGUUCGCGCCAACAGCAGACGAACUGCCACAGGGACGCCAAUUGAAGCACGUGCUCGAGUCGGAGUGCAAGUGUGGGAAGGCACUCAAUGGCUCCUCAAAGACGAAGACCAAGAAGUGAGGUUUGCGUACAUUGACGCGCUGUUGGUCUGGCUCAAGCUUGAAACCAACAAGAGCGACAUGCUUCUCCCCCGGGAUGGCAAUCGAAAGCAGGCCCAGUCCAAAAAAUAUCAGGGCGAAAAUGGUGUGGCUAAGAGGGCCGUCUCGAAUGCAUCCCGCAAGGAAAAUAAACCUACAAGAUCCACCUUUCUUGCUCUGCUACAUCUCUCUGUUUACGACAGCAUCCUUGACGACGUGGAAAAUGAAACGAAUCUGCUACUUCUCUACCUCCUCCUAACCAAAUUGGUCGAACGGCUCGGUGUCAAUGCGCUCCGCAGUGGCUUGCCCAUGAUACUCAGGCUCCAGGAGACAGCUCUUAAUGGAGAGGUUGUCUCCAUUUCUGGAAGAGUCAAUGUCGCGAGUGUUGUGCAUGGCUACCUAUGGACAAUUGCGGACAAUUUUGACUUUGAGACAAGUUCAGCCGGUCAUGAGAUCAAUGCAGAGAUUUCUAGGAGGAAACGGUUUGGAAUCUGGCUCGACAGGGUCAGAUUUCCAGCUCUGUCCGUCGAAGACAUCAGGCGUCUUCGUAAGGAGAACCAGCAGGCCCCAGUCUAUAAUGUAGAAGCCGUCGAAACCAUCAAGCCGUUCCUGUCAGUUGCGCAAGUUGUGGAGGAUAUUGCGACAUCGUAUGACAACGCUUUGCUGACGCCGCCAACCUCUGCCCCAUCGUCACCUGGGAGAGUCUUCUCUGUGCCAACCCUUGGAUUUGGCUACGGUUACGGAGCAGCUCCUCAGCCGAAGGCCUCGAGGGAGGACCAGCUUCCACAAAAGGUCAAAGACGAGAUGACCGCUGGGUGGAGCAGAGAAGCAUGCAUAGCUGCGGUCGAGAAGGAGAAUGCGGCAUCUGUGACAGCAUCUCGCACAGGGGCAUCUUCCAUCCCCAGACAACACCUCGGUCUCAAUGGUGCGGCUCGUCAGUUUGGUUCUGUGAAUGGGAAAGAGUCAUCCGCUGGCGGUGGGAAAGAGUCCACGCCAGCGGUUAACGGCACCACAACCCCAACUUACGGCCUUACGGGUGGAUUAGGAAGCCUCACUCAGAUCCGAAGGGCGAGUGCCGCUGGUUCACCUGCAAGGGUCCCGACCACGUCUAGCAGGGAAUCGACGGUAAGAGUCACUGAUUUGAAAAGAGCGCUGUCCGGAUAUGUCGUUACUGGAAGGCGAAAGAGUCCGCUGCGGAGACCCGUGGCAAGUUCUCGGAGGAGUACAGGGAGCAGCGGAAGCAGCAGCAUGCUUAGUUGGGAUGAUGCUGACGAUCGAAAUCCGUCCUUCCUCGAUGUAGCAGGCAGUGACAAUCCAACCGAGCAGCCUCUCGACACCAGUCCACCCCGGCCGCAGACAUCAACCUCAAGCACCGCUAAGACGGCAGACCAAGGAGACCACAGAGAAGCCACAUACCACGAUCAAACAACGCUACCGAGUGUUACAGCCGAUCCUCUUACAGACGCGACCGUUCCGCCAGUGCCAAAGAUCCCGUCAACGCUGAACCUUCCUGGGACAUGGCCAAGAGAUGCUUCACCAGCGCGAUCUGCAGAGGCUUCCACAGAAGCACCUGCUCCAGGCGUACCAGGAAGUCCUGAAUCCCGAAAAGUCACGAGCAAAACGUAUUCACCGUCUCCAGCGCUAGAAAAACAAGGCUUGAGGAAGACAUCCCGGCCGACAAGCCGCAAGGGCGCAACGCCACUAUCUUCAUCUCCGAAUGAAAAGUUCGAUCUGGGCUCACUGUUGGCGGCCAUCCCCAUUCCCAUUGCGGAAGCAGCAGCAGGGGACACGCAGAAGGAAAACCGGACCGGCCGCCUCAUACGGCCUCCUUAUUGA
Messenger RNA from Fonsecaea multimorphosa CBS 102226, 3645 nucleotides. RefSeq lists its product as uncharacterized. Gene Ontology annotation, cellular component: plasma membrane. The record is from RefSeq and is a predicted model, not a curated record. Lineage: Eukaryota; Fungi; Ascomycota; Eurotiomycetes; Chaetothyriales; Herpotrichiellaceae. The coding region runs from base 1 to 3645 and encodes 1214 amino acids. The transcript is spliced from 2 exons. Gene Ontology annotation, biological process: protein localization to plasma membrane.